Messenger RNA from Pieris brassicae (large cabbage white), 1462 nucleotides. RefSeq lists its product as uncharacterized. Gene Ontology annotation, molecular function: lipid binding. NCBI's taxonomy places the organism in Eukaryota, Metazoa, Arthropoda, Insecta, Lepidoptera, Pieridae. Bases 9 to 1376 code for a protein of 455 amino acids. The record is from RefSeq and is a predicted model, not a curated record. The transcript has 3 exons.
UUGUCGUAAUGUGGUCUGAAAUAGGUUUAUUUCUUAUAAUUUGUCAUCUUCAUUCUGGGAACCCUCAAGAUGCCGUAACUAAAAGCUCACUCACUGUGGAAGAGGAAGAGAAGUUAAGCGAAUUCAUCACAAAUGCCCUCGAUCAUUUCAAGAAUCCAGAUCCCGUAGGCCUUCCCGGCGCGAAGAUACCUGACCCAUAUCACGUUCCAGAAAUGAAGAAGAGCCUGCCUCUUGGAGGAUCCAUAGUCUUUAAAAAUACUACUUUAUAUGGCAUUAGUAAAUUUCGUGUGCUCUAUGUUAAUGUUGAAGCCGGUAAAAUGGAGGCUACUGCUGCCUUGUCAAUUGAUAAAGUACACGCUAACGGAAAAUAUGUAUUAAGUACCUGGUUGAGAACAUACCCCGGCAAAUACCAAACGGAUGUUGAAGGUAUAAAAUCAAUCGCAACAGCUUCACUCGAAGUGGAUACAGACGGAAAAAUAAAAGCACAAAAUAUAUCAAUGGACAUAAGUUUCGAUAACAUUGGAGUACAAUUCGAGAAUUCGGGAAUAAUAUCCAUGGUCUUACAAGGACUAUUCAAUUCAAUGGGUAUAUUUUUGUUCAAUAGUAUCAAGCCAUAUAUUCUUAAAGAUGUAUAUACGAAUCUUAGGGAAGAAAUUAACAAGAAACUUGAAAUUGUUGCUGGUGAUCUGCAAUUUCCUAAUUCAAUAUCACCUAUUGAUAUGAUAUUAAUAAAGGCGAGAAAUAAAGUAAUUGCUCUUGAGAAGGAUCCUUACAAGAUAAAAGAUUACAAAAAUUCUGUUAGUAUAUUUCACGUAGGUUUAACUCAAACAUGGCUCACUGGAUUAUCCUCCUUUUAUCGCGAUGGAAAUACCACUUUGAAGAUGGAAAAUAACUCAAUUAUAAUCGAUUUGAGCAUUGGUACCCAAGAGAUACAAGGUUCCACAAAUUGGGAAAUAUCUACAUUCAAGGGAUACUUUACAAAAGUUGGAACUGUGUUAUUUUCAAUCAACUAUGUACGAGUACGAAUAAUUUUAGGACAGCCUUUGGACACAAGAAAAAGACCUCAAUUCCGAAAUCUAGAUGUUGAACUUGGUAAUUUACAAAUACGAUUCGAUGGAGCAGGAUCGAUAGACUAUAUAGUUGAGCUGGCAGUAAAUAUAUUACCCAAUAUUUUAAGAAACCAAAUUAUCGUUGCCUUUGACGACCUAGUUCGGAUUAAAAUACAAAGAGAACUAAAUGAAGUCAAUGUGGAGGAUCUCAUUAAAGAAUUCUUGCCAAUAGUAGAUCAAUUACAAUUAAAAGGACUUAGUCUUAGUAAAUUUUUCCCAACUCAAGAAGAAAAUCGUUAUGAUGAAGACGAUUUCUUUAAUUUUUAAAUUAUCUGUUAAUUUAUAUUUAUUAGAAUCCCACCCUAUCACAUUAAUAUUAGUGUAAUAAUAAUGUAUUGCUUAGUAUUUGCUUA